Messenger RNA from Colletotrichum spaethianum, 1128 nucleotides. Its product is annotated as mitochondrial RNA-splicing protein MRS4. The record is from RefSeq and is a predicted model, not a curated record. The transcript is spliced from 7 exons. Bases 1 to 1128 code for a protein of 375 amino acids. NCBI's taxonomy places the organism in Eukaryota, Fungi, Ascomycota, Sordariomycetes, Glomerellales, Glomerellaceae.
AUGGCAACUCAGAAAGAUUUGGAAAGCCAGCGGAAGGCGUCGGAUGAGCGGACCCCGCUCCUGGGGACGUCCGUUGAAGACGAGGCAAACGAGCGAUCCGUCCGGGACCGGAGUGACGACCACGACCGCAUUGAGGAGCACGAAGACGCGGAGCAGGUUCCUCUUGUUGCGUCUCAUGAAGGGGAAGGAAAGCAGAAGCGCACGACCAGUUGGUGGUUGUGGAGAGCUUUUUGGACUGUCCUUGCGAUUUUCUUUUUGGCAAUCUUCAUUAAAGGCUGGAUUGAUGCCAAAGACACGAAUUUUGAUCUUAAAGCAGCGCUGAAAAGGGCCCUUGGUGGCGGCUUGAGCGGCGCUGCGGCCAUGGUUUUGCAGGUGUUGACUCUCAUGCCUAUAAGGACGGUAAUGAACUAUCAAUACCGAUUUGGAGCUGGGUUCAAAGAGGCUAUCAGUACACUUUAUCAGGAUGGUGGGGUGCGAAGAUACUAUCAGGGUAUUGGAGCUGCACUUAUUCAAGGUCCCGUAUCUAGGUUCGGUGACACCGCCGCUAACGCCGGCAUCCUCGCCCUCCUUGAGUCAAACUCUUUCCUGAACCAGCUUCCUACGCUCAUCAAGACCAUCUUUGCUUCCCUCUGCGCUGCUGCGUUCCGCAUGAUCCUCACGCCCAUCGACACCCUCAAGACCACACUGCAGGCCCAAGGUGCCAAAGGUACCGCCAUCCUCCGCCAGCGUGUCAAGACACAUGGAGUUGGAAGCUUGUGGUGGGGUGCUUUUGCGACAGCCGCAGCGACGUUUGUUGGGCAUUACCCCUGGUUUGGAACAUACAACUACCUCUCCGCGAACAUCCCAGAGCCGGAAAAGGGCAAGAUCUUUUUAUGGCUUCUCCGUCUUGCUAUCAUCGGGUUUUGCGCGUCUGUCAUCUCGGACUCUGUGUCAAACUCCUUAAGAGUGGUAAAGACCUAUCGGCAGGUCAAUGACACUCAGGUGUCCUACUCAAAGGCAGCAAAGCUCGUUAUUCAGCGAGACGGCUUCCUCGGUUUCCUUGGGCGUGGUCUCAAGACCCGCAUACUCGCCAACGGUCUGCAAGGCAUUCUCUUCUCCAUCCUUUGGAAGCUUUUCCUCGAUCUGUGA